Messenger RNA from Lindgomyces ingoldianus, 486 nucleotides. RefSeq lists its product as uncharacterized. The record is from RefSeq and is a predicted model, not a curated record. Bases 1 to 486 code for a protein of 161 amino acids. The transcript is spliced from 5 exons. NCBI's taxonomy places the organism in Eukaryota, Fungi, Ascomycota, Dothideomycetes, Pleosporales, Lindgomycetaceae.
AUGGCUUCUGUCCUUGAUGAGCUUUUAGGUGUCGGCUUAGGGAGGGGUGCAACCAACUCAGCGUCGUUGCCAGAGAGUCGCUGCAAACACUUGUCGUUAGCGGAAGAGCCACUCAAGGUCUCACUUCGCCCGCUAGCGGUCGAUAGUGUGUCGGCUAACGCAGAGCAGCUCCUGUUGAGGGCAGUUAGAAAGUCAGAGACAGUAGUGCCAGUUAACGCGAAGGAAGUAACUCUAGAGCACAGAACGUAUCAGGUCUCACGGGAGAACCAUACUCCAAGUAGAGAUAGGCUUCCCGAAGAACUCAUCCAAGGAGAGAUAAGCUCCCCGAAGAAAAUCUCUAAGGAGAGGAAAGCUCCAAGGAGAGAUAUGCUCCCAGGAGAGACACGCUCCCAGGAGAGACACGCUCCCAGGAGAAGGCCGCUCCUAGGAGAGGAGAGCUCCAAGGAAAAAGCUCCUAGGAGAGAAGGGCUCCCAAGAGAAGCUUAG